UGACCGAGAAAUAUAAGGUCCUCACAUUCUGCACAUCAGUACAAGAAAUACUGGACGCUCACAAAAACAAUCAGAUUUGUAGCAUGAUUGGUGUGGAGGGGGGACAUUCCCUAGCGAACAGCCUGCCAGUGCUGAGGAUUUUGUACAAAUUGGGAGUCAGAUAUUUAACAUUAACAUCAACCUGCAACACCCAAUGGGCAGACUCUUCACUAGUAGAUAUCCCAGGCAGAAAGCCAGAACAUGGUGGAUUAACAAACUUCGGAAAGAUCAUCAUAAAAGAGAUGAAUCGGCUAGGCAUGUUGGUCGAUUUGUCCCAUGUUUCUGUGCGCACAAUGAAGGCAGCUUUAGAAGCAACUAAGGCUCCAGUUAUAUUUUCUCAUUCUUCAGCUAGAGCACUUUGUAACAGCACCAGGAAUGUUCCAGAUCAUAUACUUGCUAAAGUUAGCUUAAAUGGAGGAUUGGUGAUGGUUAACUUUUAUUCCCAAUUUUUGACUUGCAAAGAAACUGCUACCAUAGCUGAUGCGGCAGCACAUAUUAACCAUAUCAGGCAAGUUGCUGGUGUGGAUUGCGUUGGCUUAGGUGCCGGCUACGAUGGAAUAAAUUCAACACCAAAAGGUUUAGAAGAUGUUUCCAUGUACCCAGCACUGUUUGCCGAGUUGAUCGCAUCUGGACAAUGGACCCUAGAGGAGCUAAAGAAAUUAGCAGGACUCAAUCUCUUAAGGGUUCUCAGAGAAGUUGAAAAGGUGAGGGAUGAUAUGGCUAAAGCAGGUGUUGAACCUUAUGAAGAUACCAUAGCACCUAAAUAUCUAAAGGGAAGAAGUAAUUGUACAUCACAAGAACCCUUUUAGCCCGAACUCAACAAGGAUGAGGAAAACCUAUUACCGAACUACAUGAGUCCUUGGG
Molecule: messenger RNA, 903 nt
Organism: Nezara viridula (southern green stink bug)
Lineage: Eukaryota; Metazoa; Arthropoda; Insecta; Hemiptera; Pentatomidae
Source: the annotation of a GenBank genome assembly